GUAAUGCAAAACUAUGGAUGCCAACUGCCGUGAAACUCCAACAAAGAAGAAGAAAUACUGUUGAACCUGUUUUUAUACAGGCUAUGUGUUGAACCUGUUUUUAUAUUGUACGUAGGCCAUUGUCGCUCUGUAGUAAACUCUUUGAAAACAUGUCGAGGGCUCUAAUCAUUACAGCUGGGGCUGCUGGUGCAGUACUUCUGGCCCCUUUUGCGCUUGGCAUGGCUGGGUUUACCACCGCCGGCAUCACUGCAGGUUCUGUGGCAGCUGGCAUGAUGUCAUCAGCAGCCAUCUCCAGCGGUGGCGGUGUGGCUUCAGGAAGUUUGGUUGCUCUCCUCCAAUCUGCAGGCGCUGCUGGUAUGUCUGCAACAGCAACAGCUGGUGUGGCAUCUGUGGGCGCUGCUGCAGGAGCUCUAGUAAGUGGGGCAGUCGGUUUGUUGAAGAAGAUGAGGAAAUGAGAAAUGUACUGGAGUCCAGAGAGCUUCUGUUUACAGCCGGCUACCAUGAAAAGAGUUUAGCAGCAGCCUUUGAGUGUUUAAAGUAAUUUUCUGUAGCUUGAUUUUAAGUGUUUAGCUAAAUUUUAAAAAUAAGGAUGUAAGCACCCAAAACUUGAAAAAAAAAAUCUGUGAUUUUUCAUUUGGCACUUUGUAACUAAAAUUAUACUGUGGCUCUAGGCUAGAUGCGUGGUCUGUGUUUAAAUUUAUGUACUAAAAGCACUUUUACAUUGUGUUUACAUCAUGUGCAGAAUUAUUCAUAUUCACUGUUUUUCAUAGAUUGCAAAAAUGUACAGUAACUACUUUAAAAUGAAUCCAUGUAGUAAAUUCAUGUUGCUAAUAAUGUGAUUAAAUUUGAAUUCUGUCACCGGAA
Molecule: messenger RNA, 864 nt
Organism: Carassius auratus (goldfish)
Lineage: Eukaryota; Metazoa; Chordata; Actinopteri; Cypriniformes; Cyprinidae
Product: interferon alpha-inducible protein 27-like protein 2A
Exons: 4
Coding region: 150-455 (101 amino acids)
Biological process (GO): intrinsic apoptotic signaling pathway; release of cytochrome c from mitochondria
Cellular component (GO): mitochondrial membrane
Source: RefSeq, a predicted model, not a curated record